UUUAAAAAUGGCUGGGAUGACUAGGACUCCUUUGCUGCCUAUGACACAGUAGGAGGACCUCUUUGACAGCACUUAGCAACGCCCCUGCUUUGACCCUCCUCAUCUGUGAGGAAAAUCAAAUCAAUACCCUCUUCUUCAAAUCACGAUGCUCUCGCAGCAGCAGCAGUACCAGGAGCGGCAGAAGACUGCAGUAGCUGACUCUGACUCUUCUUAAAUUUUGCCAGCAUCUCUCUCGCUUCGAUGAUCUCCACAUUUCUGAACUUAGAUCAUUGCUGAGGAGUCCUGCGCGUCUGUCACCGAAAGGAUCUUCUACAUUAAAUGGCCAACAGAGGACCGAGCUAUGGCUUAAGCCGGGAAGUUCAGGAGAAGAUUGAACAGAAGUAUGACCCAGAACUGGAGAGUCGGCUGGUAGACUGGAUUAUUAUACAGUGUGGUGAAAAUAUAGAGCACCCUCCACCCGGAAGGCAACAUUUUCAGAAAUGGUUAAUGGAUGGAACACUGCUGUGCAAGUUAAUAAACAAUUUACAUCCCAAGGGAAAAGAACCCAUUCCAAAGAUCACAGAAUCAAAGAUGGCUUUCAAGCAAAUGGAGCAAAUUUCCCACUUUCUGAAAGCUGCAGAAAUCUAUGGUGUACGAACAACAGAUAUUUUCCAGACAGUGGAUUUAUGGGAAGGGAAAGAUAUGGCUGCUGUGCAAAGAACCUUAUUGGCUUUAGGCAGUGAAGCUGUCACAAGGGAUGAUGGAUGUUACAAAGGGGAUCCAUCCUGGUUUCACAGAAAAGCACAGAGGAACCAGCGAGGGUUUUCAGAAGAGCAACUUCGUCAAGGACAGAACGUCAUCGGCCUCCAAAUGGGGAGUAACAAGGGAGCAUCCCAGUCUGGGAUGACUGGAUAUGGCAUGCCAAGACAGAUCAUAUAGGUUAUCCCACCAAUAACACUCACUCACACAAUCUAUAGCAUGGCCUGACUUGGAAAAAUAGCUACUUAAUGUUCAUGCUGAAAUCUGCUUCUACUUUUUUCCUCUAAGAUUUUUGGAUCUACUUAUAUAUUUUUCAGCUGCGACCUUUCAACCUAAAAUGUGGAUCUAUGUGCUUGUUGCGUACCAGCUCACACAGCAUGCUGGUACCAUAUAAUGUUUAUUUUGAACUAUGCAAAGAAUAUUUUUCUGUAUUUAUUUGCAAAUUUGUUACCUUCUGUACCUGUGUCUUAUUGAACUUGCUCUUGCACCUAUAUUAUCUUGUUCUCCACUCUGCUUACAGAAUAUUUCCAUCUCUUAAAAAUAAAAUUAAAAAGGAGGGUGGGUGGGAAAGAAUUGAGAGAUGCACUCUGGGAAAAAAAUACAAACGUAGCAUAGGCAUGUCCCUGAACCUGGAAAAGUUACUUUUUGGACUACAGCUCCUUGAAUUCUUCAGUCAACAUGGUGGAUGGUCAUGUUGUCCAGGGAUCUGUGGGAGCUAUAGUACAGAAAAAAUGACACUCACAAGCUUUCUUAUGUUUUGGGUUGUUCUGAAGGGUAAGUAGAGAUAAUGUGCUUCACAGUACUUGAUACAUGGGGCCUAAAUACCUUAAAGGCACCAGAUACUAUAUUUAGAUGGGAAAGCACCAAGAAAUACCAGAUUCUGUAGGCUGUAUUUCAAAACCAGUCUUGAGUUUUCUUUGUCUAAGAAAACCUUGUAAAAUUCAUUUGGUUGUGAUGAUGUUAAAGGCAACUUGAAGGCACAUACACUCCUGAUACAUGGAACUCUAGACAAGUCAUUGAUUGGAACUGCAGUGGAGAUGAAGGUGGAACUGAUGUUCAAAGAUACAAAUUAACCCUUCAGCACAAAUUUUUAGGCAGUUUGGCUAAGUUAUCCCACCACUGCAAAAGUUGGACUUAGUGGCAGCUUAUAAAAGUAAGACUAACUGGUCUGAAGAAGAAACCCAGAAAGACUACUUCAUAAGUGGAAACAGGAAGAAGAUGUUAACAUGCAAGUUCAUGAAAACAGAACUUAGAUUUUAUGGUUAGUCCCAAUUAAAGGACUCCAAUAGAUCAACACUUAUGUAAGUUCCAUUACUUAACUACAUCUACUAUAUUUGUUGAGGCUAAAAGUUAUCUUUGAUCUAAAGAACACCAGGCAGCAUAUGUGACUUUUUUGCCAUAAGAAUAUGUGAGAAUAUCUGUCAUUCAAUGAGAUUUGAUGGUAUCAAACUAUGAACCUCUUCACACUGGCUUAUUUUUGGUGGCUGUGAUAGGUUUUUUCCACUUUUGCUACAGAGCCCGCCAGCUUCCAUCACACACAGUAAAGGUACUCCUGGAGUGGCUCUGUGGCAAAAGUGUGUGUGUGUGGGGGGGGGGGGGGGGGACGACCCUGCUGCUGCAGCAGAAAAAUGGCCAUCGGCACACGAUGGGAGGCUUCUCAUCUUCCCAUAAGGAAAUCUGGGUUUAGCCAGCUUAAGGAGGCUUCCCUCCAUGUGAUGAGUUAGGGAGGAAGCUGGGAUGAUGUGGGGUGUGGGGCAACAGGUCCUCACACCCCCUGGGUGGGCUCCACUAACAUGGCUGCAAUUUGCAGCUAUACUCGGUGAGUGUGGUGGCAGAGGUGAAGAGGCCCAUUAUAGCAUAGAAGUGAGAGUCAGCCUGUGGAGCAAUGUAAUCCCAUGGCCAGCUUUAUGGAUCUCAGAGCCUCUCAUCCUCUCCAUUUUUGAAUUAACAUUGAAGAAGCUUCCAGAAGACAUGAUUCACCUCUAAAACAAGCUACUUGCAUCUUGUGUUAUCUUCUCUGACAUUUGUUUAUAGCUUGGUGAUUUUUUCUAAAACUGGAAAUUAGCCCUCAGGAACUUCUGGAAAUAAUUGUUGAAAACUGGUAAAACUGGAGUGUACAUAUAUUGAUAGGAAUUGACUUUGAGAUGUUCCAAUUGUAAUCCCCUCCAGUGACUGUAGUACAACACCUCAGUUUUCAGAUUUUAAUUACAUCUUUUUGCUCUAUAUUUGGAUAUCCUUUGUCAUAAAGUGUUUUCUGUGUUAGA
Messenger RNA from Anolis carolinensis (green anole), 3002 nucleotides. It is a transcript of the gene tagln3, whose product is annotated as transgelin 3. Lineage: Eukaryota; Metazoa; Chordata; Lepidosauria; Squamata; Anolidae. The record is from RefSeq and is a predicted model, not a curated record. Gene Ontology annotation, biological process: actin filament organization. Gene Ontology annotation, cellular component: actin cytoskeleton. Gene Ontology annotation, molecular function: actin filament binding. The transcript is spliced from 5 exons. The coding region runs from base 319 to 918 and encodes 199 amino acids.